This is a messenger RNA of Pseudocercospora fijiensis CIRAD86, 1907 nucleotides long. RefSeq lists its product as uncharacterized. The transcript is spliced from 2 exons. Bases 170 to 1060 code for a protein of 296 amino acids. The record is from RefSeq and is a predicted model, not a curated record. Lineage: Eukaryota; Fungi; Ascomycota; Dothideomycetes; Mycosphaerellales; Mycosphaerellaceae. Gene Ontology annotation, molecular function: protein binding.
CAGACAAUUCCUCAGGUCCGCGUAGACUUCGCCACGAAGCUCUUCGCGUUACUUCCAAAGCACCGCGCGCCGAUCCCUAUAACACCUCAACAUUCGCUCUUUUUCGCCACCUCGAACCCCGAACUCCAUCACUCGUUUGGGAAGAGUCGUGCUUCGGUCCGCCGUCACCAUGUUCAAGCGGUCUUUCAUCUCGAAGGACCGCGCGGGCAAGGCGCGUAAGAUCUCGAAGCGCUCUUUCAACGACGACGCUAAGCAGAGAAUGCGCGAGGCACUGAACGCGAAGAGUCCCGAGACAUCGCCUUCGAUAGGCACUAUGUCUUCACCCAAGCUCAACUCAGCAAUCGUCACGAUCGCAGUUGGCAAGGACCAGCGCCUCUUUGCCGCGCACGAAGACGUGCUCUCCCACUCGCCCUGCUUUGUCGAGGCCUGUAGGGAGCAAUUCUUCGAACCUGGCCAGAAGCGAAUCGCACUCCCAGACGAGGAGCCAGAGAUCUUCUCCGCCGUUCUCGAAUUCCUCUACAAGGGCGACUACUACCCGCGCUUGAUGCAUGACAGAAAGCGCAACACGUGCGCGCUCGAGGACGGUUCGGGAGAUCUGUCAACCAUCCCAACGUCCAUGUCUCCCCGCUUGGACACUCCCGACUCAAAGAAACCUGGCGGCAUCAACGAGUUCGCCUCAAUCUAUCAUCACGGUGUGGGUGACUACAUCCUUCGGGAUACAGUCAUCUACUGCACUGCGUUGAAGCUGGGUCUCCCAGAUCUGCAGCGUCUUGCUCUUCGCAAGCAGGGCCUGCAAACUGGCAUUGACGUGGCAACUAUUCUGCGCAGUGCACGAUUUGCCUACGACAACACACCGGCCAGCGACUCGCGUCUCCGCGCUCACUACCUCGCUCUCAUCAUCCGCAGCCGCAAGACCUUCAAGCGCAGCGGCACAAUGCAAAUGGAGAUGGAGAAGGGCGGCACGCAAAUGUUCUUUGACUUGUUCGUCGCCAUGUGCAAUCACAUUGAUGACGUCGUGGACAUGGGCAACGCCCAGCGUACUCCCGAUAUCACCAAGUGAAUCUGCGCAUGACACAAGAACGGACACAGUCGAUGCAGAAACCCCCGAGGCAAAACAUGAUCAAGACUGUCUUUUCACCGAAACACAAACUCAACUCCUGCCGUACGCCAAACAACACCACAUAGAAGAUCGCGUGUUGGCCUGUUCGCACAUCUCGGGACUAUUUCCGCUCUUCAAGGAAUGGCGUUAGGAACUUGAUUUCUCUCGACUCUCCGAGCAGCAGGCAACGGCUCUACACCUCUCAAACGGCGCAGAUGAACGGCUUCGCUUCUCCUUGGGAUCUGGAUAUCAUUUUUUGCUAACAUUUGACCUUCUUUUGAACUGAGCUGUUAUUUUACCUGACUUUGCAUCAGGCCCGCUUUACUUCGAAUUGAUGUUGGCGGCCUGUAAGCGAGUCUUGCGUUCUGCGAUUUGCUUUUUUUGCUCUGAUUCCUGCGUGAGGAGAUUUCUAAGAAGGAACAACACUCUUUUGCGUGUCGUGCGAAAGGAAAGAUUUCUUUUGUCGGUUUUUUGGUUGCUAUCUUUGGUUUGAGUGCUUGGACAUUCAUCAAGGCUGGGAACAGAAAACCGCCUUCGUUGACAUCUUCUAUCUGUCUUUUGUGCUUCUAUUUUACUUCUUCAAGAAAGAAUGUCAGUUCCGUCGCAAGUCUGCUUGCGGACUUGACGGCGAAGCCAGCGUACCACAGCCUUAGUCCUGCCUGCAGGAUGAAGAGCUGAGUCGUUGGGACAAAAACUAUUUACAGUUUGGCAUGACGCUGGUUUGGGGUCUUGUUGGAGGGGACUGUUGGACGGUAUGAUACUUUAGGUAGUGUGUAGGUAUUGUGGGAAUGAAGAGACGUCUGCCGCC